AUGAAAAAGAACCAGACGGUGCAGGGCACCUUCAGCAAACUCUUUGGCAAGAAGCACGCCAACCCUCCCGCCACCUCCCUCUACGCCACCAACCCCCCCUGGAUUUUCACCCAGGAGGCCCCGGAGGAGGGGACCCGGCACUUCGACGGCAUCUAUUAUGGAGACAACCGAUUUGACACAGUGAGUGAGUCAGGAACUGCCACACUGAAAGCUCGGCCAAGAGUCCGGCCCCUGCUGACCUUUCUUCCACUGGAUGCCCAGGAGAACCAUGGACUGGCUGUGCCCACCCCCUCUGUCCCAGACAGCUUUGCAGACAAACAAAUGACAGGCACCAGCAAGCUCAUCAACGGCAACCUCCGAUUAUACAGCUCUGUGGGGGACCUAAGGCCCAGGCACUAUGGCCAGGACUUGCUCAUCCCCCCGCCACCCCCGGGCCCAGCCCCGGCACCACCCUCAGACACUCCGCAGCCUCAGGAGGAGCCCUCACCACCACCUCCACCUUCCACAGCUCCCCCGCCUCCCCCGCUGCUGCUGCUGGAACCCCCGUCCCCGCCCAGCGUGGCCCCACCUCUGCCCCCAGUAAUGGGGGCCCUAUCCGCCGCACCCCCCCUUCCCUCCCCAUCCACACCCACCCCUCCGGACUUCAUUCCCCCUGCCCCACCCCCACCCCUUUUGCCAGCCCCGGCUCCCCCAGCUCCAGUGUCUCCUCAUACACCGGGGACUCACCCCUUCCCCGCUGCGGGUGUCACCAAGUGGAAAUCAGAGGUAGCGCUGAGUGACGGGCAGCCAGAGGCCCCCAGAGGCAGCCCCCCCAGGAGCCCUGCUGAGCCCAAGGGGAGCCUCCUGGGACCAGAGAUCCACCUCACCUUCCCCAGCUCGCUCAAGGUGCCUCCCCCAACCCCAGUCAGGAGUUCAUCCAUCUCCAGUCAGGAAGCACAAGGGGCUCUUCCUGAGGAAGGAAAGGCCACCAAGAAGGCCCCCAGUCGACUCCCACUGCCUCCCAGCUUCCACAUCCGCCCCGCGUCCCAGGUCUACCCCGACAGGGCCACUGAGCCAGACCAUCCCGAGGAGCCCAGGGCUACGGCACCAGCCAGUCCGAGGCCGAGCCAGUCCCAGGCCUGGACAAGUGAACAAGCCGAGACUCCACCUCCAGCCCCUCCCCUGCCCCCUCCUCCACCCCCACUCCCUCCCCCAGCACCCCCCCUGCCCCCAGCUGCCCCUCCUUUGCCAUCUGCUGAGAAGGCAGCCCCUCCACCGGCUGGGGUUAUGAAAAGACCCAAGUCCAGCUCUCCUGCUCCCAAACCCAAACUAGACCCCCCCAGCCCGGAGGACACAGCCUCUUCAGAGUCCGUGGACUGGCGGGAUCCCAGCCAGAUGGCAAAGCUGCGGAACGAGCUGUCAGCCUAUCUCUGCGGCUCCAGGAGAGAGGACCGGUUUGCCAGUCAUAGACCAGGCCCAACUGCAGCCUCUCAGGGAAAGGAGAGCCAGAAGGGCCCCAGCCUGCCAGAGAAGGAGGCGCCCCCAAGCCUGCCAGAGAAGGAGGCGCCCCCAAGCCUGCCAGAGAAGGAGGCGCCCCCAAGCCUGCCAGAGAAGGAGGCUGCCACCAGCCUGACCCUCCCGCCUGUGGACUACAUCCCCCAAGACUCGCCAACUCCUAGCAUCUGGCAGAUCCGGAAUAAGUUGGAGGCCCAGCUUUCCUCAUCAGCAGAGAAGGAAGCCAAGCCCAGCAGAGGGUCUCUGCCUCCCAAACCUCAGCUAGAAGGGGGAAGAAUCUUUGAAAACAGGGCUGAUAACGGCAAAUUCUCCAAGCCCAUGGCCAAGAAUCUGCCACCUCUAUCCGCCACCCCUCUGCCAACCACACCACUCCAGUCCAAGGCCACGCCUGGACCAGCCACACCCAGACAAGCCACACCACCCAAGGCCACACCUGAGCCAGCCACACCUGGACCAGCCACACCACCCAAGGCCACACCUGGACCAGCCACACCACCCAAGGCCACACCUAAGCCAGCCACACCUGGAUCAGCCAUACCACCCAAGGCCACACCUGAGCCAGCCACACCUGGAUCAGCCAUACCACCCAAGGCCACACCUGGACCAGCCACACCACCCAAGGCCACACCUGGACCAGCCACACCACCCAAGGCCACACCUCUGCCCACCACAUCAUCCCAACUGAUAGCAGAGAAGAACCUAGUCCCAGCUGGGCAGUGGGAGAAGCCAGAACAUCAAGAACUUGCAGUGCCCUCCAAGUCAGAGGCAGAAGGGCGCUCCUCAGAGACCAGUAAGCCUACACAGGGAGCCCUCUCAUCUCCAGCCCUCCCCCCAAAGAUAUCCCCUGGCCGAGAAGAGGUGCCAUUUCUCUAUAAGCCCCAUCGCAGCCAGAACAGCCCCAGCAGAGAUGUGGCCGUGGUGAUGCCCACCCUGUCCAGAGGAGAGGCUGUAGGGUCAGGGGAGCCUGUGGAGGUGAAGGAGCCCCAGGGGCUGCCAGCCAAGCCCCCUGCCUCAGCCCCGCCCGCUGAGGAACUCCUCAGGCAUCCAGUGACAGGGGAGGUGGUGGAGCAGGGCUCCGCGAUGGCUCUGCUCCUUGCAGCCAGGCAGAGGGCACAGAAGGGGAGGUCCAGAGGGGCUGCCCUGGGCCAGUCCUCCCUGCCAGGGAGUCUCCGUGGCCACAGACAGCCCAGGGCAGGCUCUGACAGCAUCUUCUACAACGACGGCCAGCCCAACUCCUUCACAGUGGUCCCCAAGGUACCCAAGGAGACUGAGAAGGACCCCCAGCUAACCUCGCCAGGACAGCCCAAGGUAACCAGUCAGUGGAAGCCCCAGCCCCGCAGAGACCCAGAGGGCAUGGAGCCCAGCCGCGGGUACAGCUGGACAAAGACGGAGCCGCAGGCCCCUGUGGCCUGGGAAAGACCAGCGCCCUCCAGCCUCCCCCAGGGCCGCCUGCUGCCCAAGUCCUCCUCUUCCCCUCCUCCUUCCCACAAGAGGGAGGAGGUGGAGUUCAACUUUGAGGUCAUCCCACCGCCGCCAGAAUUCAGCAAUGACCCCGCGCCCCCGCCCCGCGCCCUGCAGUAUCUGGGGCUCCGGGGCUCCCCUCCCCGGAACAACUUCUCAGACUUGGGGCAGCUCGCGGACGCGGGCCCCCCUUGCGGCUUCUCGCUCUUUUCCGCCAGUGCGGGCCCCUCCGGGGCCGCCAGGGGCCUGGACCAUUUCUCGGGCGGGGGCCGUUCGCUUAUCAAGAAGCGCCUGUACGUCGUCGGGGAGACCCACCGCAGCCCCAGGCUGCCCCGGGGCGGCACUGGCCGCAGCCCGACCUCCCCCAACUGCUUCGGGCCGCAGCCCAGAGGGCCCUUCGCAGCGCCCGGACGCCCGGAGAUGCGGCGCGUCAACUCGACGGGUCGCGCGCCCCCCGCCGGCCUGCACGUGCGGAAGAUGUCCCUGGAGGGCGCCCCCCGCGGAGAGGCCAAGUACAAAGCGCCCUGCGGUGGCGGCGGCGGCAACUGCGGCGACUGCGGCUGCGCCCCGGCUACCCGCAGGUCUCCCCACAGCAACCCCCACUAUGGAAGCUCCAUCAACACAUUCACCGUGAGGCCCGGGACCCGGCAUCCCAUCUCCUAUGCCUACUCAGGGGCCCAUAGGAAGGCCCCAUCCUGAGCCCAGGGUUUUCUCAGUUCCUCUCCAAGGGGUCGGAUCCAGGCACUUGUUUUUGUGGGGGGUGGGAGGGACGCAGCAGGUGUUAAGUAGCCUCACUCAGACACAGAGAAGUCUGUUUCCCAAAGACAGACAGGGGGACAACAAGUGAAGCAGUGGCCCCAGGAAGAGUAAGAUUGAACUUCUGUUUCCCAAAGCACUGGUGUGGCUGUGGACUGUCUGCAGAUGGGGGUGGGAGGGGGAAGGAGGGAGGAGAGGAGGGACCUUUAAGGAGCUGGAGCCUGAGUUUUCACUGUCUGGUACUAUUUGCUUUAGCAAGGCUUAUUGAAAGCAGUUUUCCAAGCAGGCCUACUGAGCAGGUUCUAAAAGCAAGGGCUGGAGCGCUCACUUAGAAUGGGAACCCAUCGGGAUGGCUGUGAUUGCUGGUCAGGCCCUCAUGAGGGGCUGAGGCCCAGCCCUGUCUGGGUUGGGGGUGCAGGGUGCUACAGGUUGACCUCCUCAGCCUCCACCAGUCCUCCAGUUGCCACUCCCAGAGGCGACACCUGGGGUUCCUAGCAUAGAAGCCACAUUGAGGUGUGAGCAGGAAUAUGCAUGCACAACAUGUAGAGAAGGUACUGGAACAAAGUGCUUUGCAUUGACCAAGGGUGGGGAUAGGGGUACUGGUGGUUCAUUUCUCCCCAGCCCUGAGCUACAGGAAGGCCUAGAGAGAGAAGACGUGGCAGGUUUGGGAUGGAAGACAGAGGAUUAAAGCUUGCUUUUCUAUUCAGACCCAGGCAGCCAUGAUUUGGGGGAUGGGGCCCAAGGAGCCAGAAAGCCUGGGGCUUGACACCAAAGGCCUUACAUGGCCAGGUCCUAUAUGGGAUUUGGAGGGGCAUCAUUCCCAACCACCCCUCCCAACCCCAAUACUACAGGUCUCCAAUAUUACUGAGGCCUUAGAAUGUGUAACCAAGAUGCCAGAAGGCCUUGUAGAGUAGAAGGUGACAGAGAUGGGAAUAGAGGUCUGAGAGGAGUUUGCUGCAAGUAUGCAACGUGUUUUGGAAAGUCACGAGUGGCAGGACUGGGCCAGUUCAGAGCAGGGGAGUCCUAUCAGUAGGGUGACCAUUUGUACUUUGCUGGGAAGUCUGGGUUUAUGCCUGUUUUCCAGUGAGUGAGAACCCCUUCCACUUUCAAAAAAGUCCUGGUUUAGAUAAUAUAUGGUCACCAAACAUAUCAGGAAACAAUAUUCUUUGGUCAAUCUUCUGUCUUCAGGUCUUGGUGGGCUGAAUUCCUGGGGCCAGGCCAAGGAAGGCUACCUGGGUAAGGAGGAAGGGCAGGGGGUGCCCACCUCAGAGGAGCAGGCUGGUAGGGGCAGCCAGGAAGCAGUUCCCUUUGGGGGCACGAUGAUGGACCUGUAUGAUUUGUGCUAACCAGCCAAGGUAACAGGGUGUGGGGAUAGCAGAUGACCACUUCAGGGAAAGAGAGUGCAGGGGUGGGUGGGCGCCCUGAUGGGGCAGGAUCUGGUUACCUGUGUCUAAGAAACGAACCCCACCCCAGUGCCAGCACUGGCUCUAUAUAUAUAUAUGUAUUUUCCCUGUAGAAUGUUUUAUAAAAGAGUUCACUAAUUUAUCUGCUGUGUUAAGGCUUGAGGGGUGGGGUGUGGAUUCCCAACUGUAUCUUGCUCUGGGGUGGGCAGGGAAGGACUGAUUCUCACUUGGCUUGGGAAAUAAACAGGCCAGUUUGGAUGGCCUCCAGCUCUGUGGCUGUGGAUUGAUGACUGGGAGCUACUGGGGUAUGAUCAGAGGUUGGGGGAGCGCAGCUGGGGAAGGCUGAGCGCAGGGUGGUGGCCGAACUGGAGACAUUAUGCUGGACCAAACUCUCUCUCUGACCCUUAGGUUUCCUCAUUCUCCAAGUCCUUCAAGGGGAAGGAGCAGAGCUGAAGUCUGGUGAUAACAAACUGUGCCCUUCAGCAAGUCUCUGACUCUCUGAACCUCAGUUUCUUCUUCUGUACAGUGAGCGUGAUAACCUACCUCAUAAGGCUGUUGUGAAGACUAGGGACAGUCAUGCGUUCAUUUAACAAGGAUUUGAGUGACUACUAGAUGGCAGGCACUGUGCUUAGCACAGAUAUACAGCCAUCAAUACACUGACACGCCUCCUGCCCAUGGCAAGACUGUAGUCUCGUGGAGGAGAGAGGAUGGAAGGAACGCACAGAAACAGCCUCUAUUAUAAGUGGUAGGAAGGGAAGGAACAGGACUAUGAGAAUAACUGGAGGGUGGGAGAGAGAAGUGGAUUUACUUUGGCUGGUCAGGGGAGGCCUCUUGAAGGGGUGACGUUUAUGCCGAUUUAGGCCAAGCAUCCAGCACGUGUCUGGUACUCAGGAGCCGCUCAGGAAACUGCAUCUUUGGGUCAUGACUACCUUAACGUUUGCAUGUGGCCCUUCAUGGUUUUCCGUAAAGCUUUGACAUGGCAUCUUUAAAUUUCCCAGAAGAGGAAACUGAGAACCAGAGGUCAUCUCAAGACAGUGUGAGGGAGAGAGUGUGUUUCUUGUGUUUCCUGUGUCUGAGCCUUUUGUGGGGGGUUGUUGGGAAAGGGAGGCUAGGAGGACGACUCACUUAUUCAGCAACUUGUGCUUCCAGGAAGGGCCUCCCUCUCGCAUCCUGGGGCUCCCUUGUUCUGUCUCUCACCGUCCCCUGCCCUGUACCGCGAGGCCCUCAUCUGGUAACAGAGUGAGGACAGGGGCCCUGCCUCUGGCUGCUCCUCCGCCCCCAGCCCCACCCCUGCUCCCUCCUAACUCUUCUUUCCCCUCCCCUGACAAGGAAGGGGCAGCGGGAGCAGAGGGUUGGGGCAUCAGGGUCCCACAUCUGGCCUUGCCUCUGACAAGCUGUGUGACCUUGGGUCUCGGCUAACUCAUCUCAAAAGUGAUGGGGAUGGGCUCGUGCUGUGUCUGGGCCUUAAGCUUUGUUGGCCCAGACGUCUUCAAAAAGCUGAUGAGAGCUAUGGAUCCUCACCCCAGAAAGAUACCCCACAUGCAUUUUUACACAUUAUUUCAGGCACUCCACAGACACCCCCCACCCCCUCAAACUGGGCUCCGUGGACUUCACGCUGAGCACUCCUGAUGCAAUGAUGGUCAUGGUAACCACCAACGCUUAAUUUUGACAGUUUGGAAAGUUCAUUCCUUCCCUCAUUUACUCACCACAGUCCUCUGAAAUGUGUUGGCCUCGUAAUACUCUUAAUUCCAUGUUGCUGAUGAGAAAAUUAAGGGUCCAAGAAGAAAGGUGAAUUGCUCAGAAUAGCCCACCUGACUCCAAACUCUGUCUGCUUCCUCACAGCCGCCUUCCUUCUAGCUGUAUCCAUUCCCACCCAUUCAUCCCUCUCCCAAUCACACCUUCCCCGAACUUUAUACCUUUCUAUCAGAGCAGGGAUGCAGGAGGGCCUGAGGAGGGAAAAGCUAAUACAAAAAGUUAAUGGGUGUAGGUGGCACAGGUGUUCCUGGAUCGAGUUGGUUGCACCUUGGUUUCUGGAGCCUCCUCACUGCUCCCUGGACGUGGCCCAAGCCCCAGGGGCUAGAACCCCUCUCUGAGGCCCAGCCCAAAGCAGCAGCGGGGGCAGGUCCUGGGGCCUGCAGUCAGCAAUACUUGAAGGGUCCUCUUCUCCCAAAGGGAGCACAGCUUUCUCCAGGGCUGGGCUUCAUUGAAACAGAGAGGCUUCCUCCCACUCCUGCAGGAAGCUGCAGGGGAGAGGUGCCUCCCACCUGGGAGGCAUAAGGGAGGAGCUUCCUAAGUGCUCAGAUGUCAGGCGGGCCUGCCCCUGCCUGCUCACCCACCACCUG
This is a messenger RNA of Balaenoptera acutorostrata (minke whale), 7456 nucleotides long. It is a transcript of the gene C10H6orf132, whose product is annotated as chromosome 10 C6orf132 homolog. The record is from RefSeq and is a predicted model, not a curated record. Lineage: Eukaryota; Metazoa; Chordata; Mammalia; Artiodactyla; Balaenopteridae. The transcript is spliced from 6 exons. Bases 1 to 3654 code for a protein of 1217 amino acids.